AUGCCGGCCUACACCUCGGCGCAGAAGGACGCCAUCGACCAGUUCGUGGAUUUGACCAACUCUCAGCGGACCAUAGCUUCCAAGUUCCUGAAGCAAGUAGGGUGGAACGUCGAAAGAGCCAUUGAUACUUUUUUCGGAAGCGAUAGCUCCAAUUCAGCAGUUAAGAGCUCACUCAACACCAUCUUCGACAAAUACAGAGAUGACCCGCAAGAUAACCCAGAUGGCAUCGGCAUCGACGGCGCAAUGAAAUUCCUCGGCGACAUUCAAGUGCAGCUCGACGAGGUAGCCUGUCUCGGCGUCUUCGAAAUGUGUCAAUGCCCCUCCAUGGGCGAGUUCACGCGCGAGGGUUUCACGGAUGGAUGGAAGAAGGCCCAAUGCGACAACGAAGACCGAAUGAAGGAAUAUAUCAAGUACCUCCGCACCCACAUCCCCAGUGACGCCAACCUUUUCCGGCGCGUCUACCGCUUCGCAUUCCCGCUUUCCCGUAUGCAGGGCCAGCGUAACCUGCAAUACGAAAUCGCCGUUGACCAGUGGAAGCUCUUUUUUACAUCUGACCACGGGGGUCUGCCUUGGAACACCGCCCGCACACCGUGGCUGGACUGGUGGCUGGAGUUCCUGGAGGCGCGCGGCAAGAAGCCUGUGAACAAGGACCUGUGGGAGCAAGUUGAGGUGUUUAUGCGCAAGAGCCACGAAGACGAGGAGUUCGGUUGGUGGAGUCCUGAUGGGGCUUGGCCUGGAGUGCUGGAUGACUUUGUCGACUAUGUAAAGGAGAGAAGGGGGAAGGGUUCCGAGAUGGAUGUUGAGUGA
Molecule: messenger RNA, 807 nt
Organism: Penicillium cinerascens
Lineage: Eukaryota; Fungi; Ascomycota; Eurotiomycetes; Eurotiales; Aspergillaceae
Product: defective in cullin neddylation 1 family protein
Exons: 5
Coding region: 1-807 (268 amino acids)
Biological process (GO): protein neddylation; positive regulation of ubiquitin-protein transferase activity
Cellular component (GO): ubiquitin ligase complex
Molecular function (GO): cullin family protein binding; ubiquitin conjugating enzyme binding; ubiquitin-like protein binding
Source: RefSeq, a predicted model, not a curated record